AACAAAUUAGAGAGAGAGAGAGAGAGAUUUUGUAGAGUGAAGGAGCUACCUGUGAUCAGACUCAAAACGUUUAAUCGGAUCUCAAUCAUGUUCAGAAGACUCGCGGUCCAGCUCCGCCAUCUCGGCCCGGCCCGAUCCGUUUCCAACCCGACUUGUCUGGCCUCCCGGCCGUCCAAUGCUCCGGAGAAUGUCCUUCUUUCAUUCCCCAUCUUGUCUCGCCAUUUUAGUACUGAAUCUGUUGCUAUCUUUUUCGUAUGCUGGCAGGAAGAACCUGCUGUGGUCAAGUCCUACUAUGACAAGAGAAUUGUUGGAUGCCCUGGAGUUGAAGGCGAGGACGAGCAUGACGUUGUUUGGUUCUGGCUGGAGAAGGGCAAGCCACAUGAAUGCCCAGUUUGUUCUCAGUACUUUGUGUUGGAAGUGGUUGGCCCUGGUGGAUCUCCCGAUGGGCAUUCAGACGAUGAUGAUCAUCACCACUAAGUGUAGUCAGGCCAUUUUGCUGCCAGAAUAAGUUCUGGUGAAAGAAUAUGUGUAAACAUUCUCGAGGCUUUUGAUUCUGUGUGCUUUUUUUGAUGCAUCUGUUUUUCUCACGAUUGCUCGGGUACAACUUUUACCUGUUUCUUGAUGGUUUUUUGGGGAUUGAAGAAUUUAGGCUGGUUUGUCAGUUGACAAUAUGAACUAGCAAAGAAUAAUUGCUGGCAACAAAACAUACUGUCUUGCCACUUUUAUUAUCUUCCCAACAAGAGGAUGGAUUGUCUUUUUUGUUUCAUUCUCUCACUUUUGUGUUCAAAAUUUUUCUCCUAUUGAAGAUCUUUGUUUGUCCUCAGUUUGUAUGCUCAAGUGAUGAGAAGGAAAUCCAUGAAGCAGUCUUGUCAAGACAAAAAUAUAUGGCAAGGGCCAUGUUUUCAUUUGAUUCUGUUUUUCAAUCUUAGUAGUUUGUCAAUUAUACAUGAUCAUUAGACAUUAACAUGCAUAUAUGAUAGUUUUGGUGCACAUGAGAUCGUGAUGGACAAUUACAUGAAAAAUAAAACAUAGUCGUUGAUUUACAA
Striga asiatica is the source of this 1046-nucleotide messenger RNA. The record is from the annotation of a GenBank genome assembly. Lineage: Eukaryota; Viridiplantae; Streptophyta; Magnoliopsida; Lamiales; Orobanchaceae.